Messenger RNA from Solenopsis invicta (red fire ant), 1104 nucleotides. RefSeq lists its product as uncharacterized. The transcript has a single exon. Lineage: Eukaryota; Metazoa; Arthropoda; Insecta; Hymenoptera; Formicidae. Bases 1 to 1104 code for a protein of 367 amino acids. The record is from RefSeq and is a predicted model, not a curated record.
AUGCGUUUGACUGAACUGUACCACGCGUACGAGGAGUAUAAUGAAGAGCUCGCAAUGCUAGAUUCGAGCGACGCGUAUGUUGAGGAAUUCGAGAAUCUUCAGGAUCGUUUUUAUAAUCUCACGAGUAAGAUCGAAGAUAUGUUUAAUGCUACGGGUACUUCGAGCGCUAAUUCCAGCGUAUCGCAUGAUGAAACGCGAGUCAAUAAUGAUGAAAGCGUGACAAGGAAGAGACGAAUUAAAUUACCUGAGGCGUCUCUUCCAACGUUCGACGGCCGUUUCGAAGGCUGGUUAUCAUUUAAAAACGCGUUUCAAAAUAUGAUCAGUUCGCAUUCGGAUUUAUCGGAUGUCGACAAGCUGCAUUAUCUGAAAUCAGCGUUAACAGGUGAUGCUGCGCGUAAAAUAAAUAUAUUCACGGUAGAUAAAAUUAAUUACGAUAAGGCAUGGGACUUGCUUGAGCGUUCCUACGAAGUGAGACGUAUUUUGAUAGAUCGACAUAUUUCCUCAAUCCUGAAUUUACCCCCUCAGGAGAGAGAGACCACGAGCGGUUUUUCGAAGCUCGCGCAGCAGCACGUCGCGGCUUUAAACGCGUUAGGCAUUUCCAUCACGCCCGAAGUAGUUGUGCACGUUUUAAGAAGCAAGCUACCAAAAGCGACAUUGGAAAAGUGGGAAGCGACUCUCGAAAUGAAUGAAUGUCCGGGACUUGACCAAAUGUACGAUUUUUUAUACAAAACUGCGGUAUGUGCAUCUAUGCGUGAGAGGACACUGGAAUUAGAGAAAUGCAAGGGCGAACCUCCCGCGAAAAAGAAGCGUUUUCAACCAGAAAACAAGGCUUUCGUGUCAAAUAUUGGUCGCAAGGAAAACAAUUGCAUCGUGUGUAAAUCGAAGCGGCAUCCGCUGUAUCUAUGCGACAAAUUUAAACAAUUGCCGAUACCCAAGCAUAUUGAAACAGUGAAGGGCGCGAAGCCUUGCCAAAAUUGCAUGCGUUCUCAUCGCGAUCGCCCUUACAAAUUUUCAAGCUGUUCGAUUUGCCAGAAGCGUCACAAUACGCUUCUUCAUAUUGAGGGAUACGCAGGCAAGUCUAAUUUGAAAAACGAUGUCGAUUAG